Molecule: messenger RNA, 882 nt
Organism: Schistosoma mattheei
Lineage: Eukaryota; Metazoa; Platyhelminthes; Trematoda; Strigeidida; Schistosomatidae
Source: the annotation of a GenBank genome assembly
AUGGGCAAGAAAUCGAAGAAAAAUCGUUUCAAUCAGAGCGUAGAUGUCGACAUUGUGUAUUCAAGCAACACAAUAGCUGAAAUGGACCCAACAGACAACUUAGCAGAGCUCAAUUUAUCGUCUGAAAAGGCUGAAGAACUUCAGAAAAUCAGAGCAAAAUUGCCAACAUUCACAUCAACAUCUUCAGUUGAAAGCGAACUGGCGAAGCUACCUAUGGAAAAGCCUUUUAGAGCAUUUGUUUACAAUGUAUCGUAUUCGGCUACAGAACAAAACGUCGCUGAUUUUUUCUCCCCGCUCAAGGUUACAAACAUUAAUAUUGUCGGUGGGGAUGGUGGGUCUCGUGGUUUCUGUUUUGUUGACUUUGCAAGUCGAGAUGACUUAGCGAAAGCUCUUGAACGCUCUGAUUCAUCUCUGGCUGGUCGACAAGUCAAUGUCCGCAUUGCUGCUCCAAAUAAUUCUGAGCGAGGUGGGUUCGUACGUGAGAAGAAUUAUUGCUCUGGGAUGCGUCGUAGUGAAAUGGCUUUUGAGCGCCAGCGAGGUGGCUACAGACCUGUCGCUCUUCGAGAUGAUGGUGAAGAUGUCGAAUCGAUUUGGAAGAGAGGUUUCGUCAGUCGUACAAGCACCUUUGGAUCACCUGGGUUGACACCACUAAACCAAGGUCAACUGUCUUUGGAGCCUAACCUUAAAGCAGCUGUAACAGGAGAGCGACCGAAGCUUAAUUUACUACCUCGCUCUGCACCACGAGAUUUAAAUGAACUAUCUGGACGCAACUCAAAGAUUUUUGGUGAGGCUCGACCAGUAGAUACGGCUAGUAAAAACCGUGAAGUUGAGCAGCGACUAACUGCAACUGAUCAAACUAGUGUAUUUUCUACUAAUCCUUAA